GAAGGCAUCCUAAUUUUUUAACGCUGUAUCUCAUUUUCCUGAGAAAACGAGAGAAAAUACAAGUCAAGAGAUACAGAGAGAAGGAAGAGAUGCACGGAUUCACGAGCCUCAGCACCAAGGACAAGGAAGUUGAUCUCGAAGCGGGAAAUGGUGAGACUUUAUACCCUGGUUUGGGUCUGGGGGAGAACCAGCUGCGAUGGGGCUUGAUUCGUAAGGUCUACGGAAUUCUGGCGGUUCAGCUGAUUCUCACCACCAUCGUCUCCGCCACCACCGUCCUCUACACUCCCAUCAACAAUCUCCUUGCCGAGAGUCCUGGCCUCCUUUUGCUCCUCUGCAUCGUUCCCUUUGUCCUACUGUGGCCGUUGCACGUUUAUCAUCAGAAGCACCCUGUCAACCUGAUUAUCCUUGGUCUUUUCACCGUGUCACUAAGCUUUUUGGUGGGAGUAAGUUGUGCUAAUACAGAUGGCAAAAUUGUGCUUGAAGCACUAAUUUUAACCUCUGCUGUGGUUUGCUCUCUAACUGCAUACACUUUCUGGGCUGCCAAGAAGGGAAAAGACUUCAGCUUUUUGGGACCAAUUUUGUUCACCGGCCUCAUCAUCCUCAUACUAACCAGUUUUAUCCAGAUGUUCUUCCCUCUUGGCUCAACAUCUACCGCUAUCUAUGGUGGAAUUAGUGCUCUGAUAUUCUGUGGCUAUAUCAUUUAUGACACUGAUCACUUGAUCAAACGCUUUACAUAUGAUGAGUAUAUUUUGGCCUCUGCUGCUCUCUACCUGGACAUUCUCAACCUGUUCCUUUCCAUUUUACGAGUUUUGAGUCAAAGAAACAAUUAGUUUGUACUGUACACUCUUCACCGGCUGGGGUUUAGCAUGCAAACUAUAUAUUUGUAAUAACUGAAGCAAGUUAAGAUUGUGGAUAGUUGGUAUAUGCAUUGAGUGCACUCUUCUUAUAUUGGCCUGGAGGGCUUUACUUUACAUUCACCCAAUCAACUCUAGUAAAUAGAUAUGCUGUUGAGAUUGUUUUCUUUCGCA
Molecule: messenger RNA, 1028 nt
Organism: Jatropha curcas
Lineage: Eukaryota; Viridiplantae; Streptophyta; Magnoliopsida; Malpighiales; Euphorbiaceae
Product: Bax inhibitor-1 family protein
Cellular component (GO): membrane
Source: RefSeq, a predicted model, not a curated record